Suillus subaureus is the source of this 1590-nucleotide messenger RNA. RefSeq names its product glucose-6-phosphate dehydrogenase. Gene Ontology annotation, biological process: glucose metabolic process; pentose-phosphate shunt, oxidative branch. The record is from RefSeq and is a predicted model, not a curated record. Lineage: Eukaryota; Fungi; Basidiomycota; Agaricomycetes; Boletales; Suillaceae. The transcript has 8 exons. Gene Ontology annotation, cellular component: cytosol. Bases 1 to 1590 code for a protein of 529 amino acids. Gene Ontology annotation, molecular function: NADP binding; glucose-6-phosphate dehydrogenase activity.
AUGGCCUCAAUGACACGCACAAGGUCUGGUACGAUCCCAUCAAUGGAGACCAGCGGUCACCAAUUCAGAGAUAACACUCUCAUCGUCGUCUUUGGUGCCUCCGGUGAUCUUGCAAAGAAAAAGACGUACCCAGCUUUGUUCGGUCUCUACCGCAACGGUUAUCUCCCUAAAGAUGUCCAUAUCGUCGGCUAUGCACGCACAAAGAUGGAUCAGGAAGAGUAUCACAAACGCACCACUAGUUACAUCAAGAACCCUAACGACGAUCCUGAAGUCGCUGCCCAAAUCGAAGAAUUCAAGAAAUUAUCCUCCUAUAUUUCUGGCAACUACGAUGAUAGUCCCUCUUUCCAAAAUUUGGCAAGACACAUGGAGGCUAUUGAAAAGAGCUACCAAGGUCGCGGUGUCAACCGCCUCUUUUACCUUGCUCUCCCGCCGUCCGUGUUCGUUCCUGUUUCAAAAUAUGUCAAAGAGUGCUGCUACGCGACGAACGGAACGAAUCGCAUUAUCGUCGAGAAACCUUUUGGCAAGGAUCUUCAAUCCUGCCGGGACCUCCUGUCGUCACUCAAGCAGUCAUGGAAAGAGGAUGAGACCUACCGUAUUGACCACUACCUCGGCAAGGAGAUGGUCAAGAAUUUGUUGGUCCUCCGUUUCGCCAAUGUCGCUAUGGGCGCUGCGUGGGACAAGCAUUCGAUCAGCAACGUCCAGAUCAGUUUCAAGGAGCCCUUUGGCACAGAGGGUCGUGGUGGUUAUUUCGACGAAUUUGGCAUUAUCCGUGACAUCUUGCAAAACCAUCUGUUGCAAGUCCUGAGUAUCUUGACCAUGGAACGACCUGUCUCAUUCGCGUCGGAAGACAUUCGGGACGAGAAGCAGUAUUUAUCGUGUUCUCACGCUAGCUUCCGUUCUUCCCAGGUCAAAGUGCUUCGCGCUAUCCCACCUAUCAAGCGGGAGGACGUGCUUCUAGGCCAGUAUGUCGGAGCCAAUGGGAAGCCAGGUUAUUUGGAUGACGACACUGUGCCGAAAGACUCUGUCUGCCCAACGUUCGCUGCUACCACACUCUGGAUUAACAACGAGCGGUGGGAAGGCGUUCCGUUUAUCUUGAAGGCGGGGAAGGCCUUGAAUGAGGCAAAGGUUGAAAUUCGCAUGCAAUUCAAGGAUGUCACACAGGGAAUUUUCAAGGAUAUUUCACGCAACGAACUCGUUAUCCGCAUUCAGCCAUCGGAGGCCGUUUACCUGAAACUGAACACUAAGACGCCUGGAUAUGCGUUCCGCGCAAUUCCGACUGAGAUGGACCUUACAUACAAGAGGCGAUUCACGGAUACAAAAAUUCCGGAGGCAUACGAGGCACUCAUCCUGGAUGCGAUCAAGGGCGACCACUCAAACUUUGUCCGAGAUGACGAACUGGAUGUUGCAUGGAAGAUUUUCACCCCCAUUCUGCAUUGGAUAGAUGGGAAAGAAGGGCCACGCCCUAAGCCCUCACCCUACCCCUAUGGCUCUCGGGGACCUAAGGAGCUUGAUAGCUUCAUUGAGAAGCUGGGCUACAAGCGUGCAGCAGAGGAGUACAGCUGGCCCACGACAAACGUGUCAAAUUUAUGA